This is a messenger RNA of Linum trigynum, 222 nucleotides long. Lineage: Eukaryota; Viridiplantae; Streptophyta; Magnoliopsida; Malpighiales; Linaceae. The record is from the annotation of a GenBank genome assembly.
AUGAUCGGCGCCGUUCCUAUUCCCGUCGCCGCAGUCCCUCUCCCGUCUUCCACAGUCCCUCUCCGGCGCUGGAAGUUCUCUUCCGUCGCCGCAAUCCCUCUCCCGUCGCCGCAGUCCCCCUCCGGCGCCGCAAGUUCUCUCCCCGGCGCAGCGGGAGACGUUUCGGCAACUGGUUGUUUCGUUGUUGUGGGAUCGGCGAGAGUUAUUCAAAUCGUGUUGUAA